This is a messenger RNA of Rotaria sp. Silwood2, 408 nucleotides long. The record is from the annotation of a GenBank genome assembly. Lineage: Eukaryota; Metazoa; Rotifera; Eurotatoria; Philodinida; Philodinidae.
AUGACUACUGAGCAUAUUGAUGACAGUGCUUGGAUAAGCGAUAAAGAUUCACCAGUAGUAGCUCGUCUCUCUCAACUGAUUAGUGCUUUGACAAAUUUGACUAUGGAAACGACAGAAGAUCUUCAGGUUGCAAAUUAUGGCGUUGGUGGUCACUAUAGUCCUCAUUUUGAUUUUUAUCACGUAACUAUACAAUUUAUUCGUAGAAGCUGUCAAAUCUUCUGCUUUCGUUCAGGUAAUCGAAUAGCUACAUGGUUGACUUAUUUGAGCGAUGUGGAACUGGGUGGUGCAACGGUCUUUCCUAUGGUCGAUGGUUAUAUUGUGCCGAAGAAAGGAAGUGCAGCAUUUUGGUACAAUCUCUACGCAUCUGGUGAAGGUAUGAUAUUUUUACGUUUCAUUGCAUUAAACUGA